This is a messenger RNA of Racocetra persica, 1446 nucleotides long. NCBI's taxonomy places the organism in Eukaryota, Fungi, Glomeromycota, Glomeromycetes, Diversisporales, Gigasporaceae. The record is from the annotation of a GenBank genome assembly.
CGAUCUAAUCUUAAUGUAUCCAGACCUCAAAUACCAGUACCCAGCUCCCUAUCUUCUAUAGUUCAUAUUCAUGAAAAGAAAGCUACUCAUUUAUCUAUAGAGGAUUUGGCCAACUGGCUAGCGAAUCCUAAGAUAAAAAACAACCCAAGUAUUAUUAAUAAAAAGGUUCCAAAGACAGAUACAGAAUGGUUUGAUUUAAUGGAAAAGUCUCCUAGCAGAUCGCAAAAGAAACCCCAACACCAAAAAGUAUGGCAAAAAGAAAUUCAGACAACAAAAGAUAUGUUUAAAGUAGAUGGUAUCGAAUAUACAUUUUUGACCUGGUUUGCAACAAUUGAGGAAGAUAAAAUAUAUGAAGCCAAAAUGACCAAAGAACAUGGCAAGAAAAUUUUAAAUACAAUAGAUAAUGAUAAGUUUCUUAUAAGGAUAAAGUUUAUUCGACCAGAUUAUGAUAAUUUCAAAAUUGUUAACAAAUAUGAGCCCAUACGUGAGUCAAAAAAGAUUGAAAUCGAUAAUAAAUUUUUUGUUAGAGCAAUUCAAAUUAAAACCUCUGAUUUUGAAAUACUUAAAAAUAAUGCAGUCAUCUAUGGGCUAUAUAGAAUCCGAGAGCCAGAUAGUAAUCGAUUAAUGCCAAUAAAAGAUGGUGCACUUAAUUGUGUGGCCCAACAAGUAAUAGAGCAUUUUGAAAAAGCAAAAAGAGAACAUAAUCUGACUAGUAUACAUAGGCAAAAAAUUGAUAUAUGGAAAAAAAGAAUACAUCAGCCUGGUGCUCGGGUAGAGGAUGUAGCAGAAUUAGAAAAAAUACUUAAGAGGCCAAUCAAAUUGCUUGAUAUUACUCAUGGGACCAUUUUUAAUAGUGAAAAAUAUCAAACAGGUAGGUAUGAAGAGAUUGAGAUGGUAGUUCAUAAUGGCCAUGCAUUCUCUAGAAACCAUCAUUUUCCAAGAGAUCGAAUGGUAAAAUAUUAUAAUGAUAAUGCAUGGAAUACUAUCAAUAAAGCUCUUCAAGAUUCACAAGCAAUAUGGCUUAUUGGACUCAGACUUGGAGAAGGUGAAAUACUAGAAGAAAUCCAAUCAGUAAUGCAGUUUGUUCUAGAAGAUAGUUAUACAUUUAGGACAUGGAUAAAGCAUACAGAUAUUGUAAAAGCAUAUAAGGAAUUAUUUGAGGAUAUGUUAGCAGAGCAGGUAUUUGAGGCAAACCAUGCUGAAAGUAAACUUGCCAAUGAAAUUAAUAAUUGGCAUCCGACUCCAGCUAGCGUACAUGAAAAUAUAAAGCAAUCUUAUAUGAAAGAAUGUUACCCAGCAAUAGCAGUAAAUGGAGAAUUGCCACAAGAUGAUAUAACCGGAUUUGUGCAGAUAAGAUCUUUCAAAUUUGUUUUUAAUAUUCAUCUAGCAAUUCCUGUUUGGUAUGGAAAACACUUUGCUUGUCGAAGUGGAGAAGGAUGUGGGAAG